Molecule: messenger RNA, 711 nt
Organism: Penicillium roqueforti
Lineage: Eukaryota; Fungi; Ascomycota; Eurotiomycetes; Eurotiales; Aspergillaceae
Product: N-terminal protein methyltransferase
Exons: 1
Coding region: 1-711 (236 amino acids)
Biological process (GO): N-terminal protein amino acid methylation
Cellular component (GO): cytoplasm
Molecular function (GO): N-terminal protein N-methyltransferase activity
Source: RefSeq, a predicted model, not a curated record
AUGCCAGAGUCAAACGUCGCGGCGGAUUCCAAAAUCGACCAUGCUGCCUCCUUAAAAUACUGGAACAGCGUGCCAGCCACCACGGCCAGCAUGCUGGGCGAGUUCCCUUCAGUGUCACGCAUUGAUCUACAGGGGUCUAAAACUUUCCUAGCCAAGGUCCGCCGUUUACUACCCAAAGUCCAGUCUGAAGGCAAACUCCACCGGGGUGUGGACUGUGGCGCUGGCGUCGGCCGGGUAACAGAGGGCUUCCUGAGCCACGUCUGUGAAGUGGUAGAUGCGGUAGAGCCGGUAGCCAAGUUCACACAAGUGAUGAAAGACAGCCAAUUGAAACGAGACGGCGUCAUUGGAAACAUCUACACGCGUGGCCUUCAAGACUGGAUCCCAGAGAAGAAAUACGAUUUGAUCUGGGUCCAGUGGUGUGCGGGCCACCUCACCGAUUCACAGCUCAUUGACUCUACCGUGCGGUGUCGCAAGGCAUUGACUGAAAACGGCCUGAUGGUCUUCAAAGAGAACUUGUCCACUCAUUUCUCCAAAGAAGAUAUGUACGACAGUGAGGAUAGCAGUGUCACGAGGACCGAUGCGAAAUUCAGACAGGUCUUCGAGGCGGCUGGCAUGGAGGUUGUCAAGUCGGAACUCCAGAAGGGCUUCCCACCGUCUUUCAACCUCUUGCCUGUGCAGUUCUACGCCUUGCGGCCGAAGACGACCAAUUAG